Messenger RNA from Fusarium sp. VM40, 2028 nucleotides. Lineage: Eukaryota; Fungi; Ascomycota; Sordariomycetes; Hypocreales; Nectriaceae. The record is from the annotation of a GenBank genome assembly.
AUGGUGGUCCACCCAAGCACUGAGCGCUCUAACGACUGGCUCAAGCCUGUCGACGACGACGAAGAUGAAGGUUUCCUCGCCGUGGCCGAGGAUGCUGAGGCCACAGGAUGUCUCGUCCAAGGAAACAGAUCGACCCUCAAUUUGACGACAACUGAGUUGCCCGUAUACAUGACUAUUCACCGAGUCCGUCGAUUAGUUCUUGCAAGUAUUGAUGAUCCUUAUACUAUGGAGCACUUCAGAGAUCCCAAGAUGAACGCUCUGGUUGUAAGACCUCUAGUUGAAAGACUUUACAACCCAGAUGACAUCUCAGUUGUCUACUGUCUGUUGGCAAAUCGUGUCUCUUUUCUGAGGGACCAAUCCACUGAAGUUCACCAGAGUGUCAACCAAGCACGCGCAAUUCUUUGUGAGCUGCUCGCCAGUCGAGUCCUCCGCCGGUUCCACGAGGACAACCCAGGACCACAAGGUCUCUUGCUCCUUGCCCAUAUCCUUGUUGAGGGUUUCGACCCGUUCCAAGGCGCACCCAGUCAUAUGGAGCGUCCAGCUAACCGACCACAAUGGCCCGGAGCUUCUCAGGACAGCCCUGGCUCGGAGAGAAAGCUCACAGCGCUGGAAUUGGCCAUUGUUUCUGAGAGCAAGUUCUUCAUCAGCUCCGCUGCCUGUCAACGAGCUGUCGACGCAGUUCACAAUGGACAAAUUAUUUAUACGCCGCUUUCGUUCAUGGAUUUCCUGCCGGACCACUACAAGCGACGCCCCGUCUCCCUUUACGACCCUCGGACGGCGCCUCUUCUCAACCACCACCGUCUUAUCGUCCCCCGUAAUCGAAAUCUCAUCGAGCUUGUUCACUUCGUCAUUCUUCUAGGUCUUUACAUCAUGACCAUGGUCUCGCGUCAUUCCCAAGUGAACAUGUGGGAAUAUGCCUUCUGUAUAUACACAUUUGGCUGGCUUCUUGAGAAGAUGGCUGCUAUUAUCGAACACGGCUGGGCUGUUCACGCACAGAAUCUGUGGGCAUUUCUCGACAUCACAUUCGCUUCCAUCUUUGGCGCCUAUCUUAUCCUCCGAAUCUACGACUUUCUGCUCGACCAGCUUCAUUCCGGUUACGGCCUACCGGUUCUAUGUAUCGCAGCACCUGUCAUGAUGACUCGAGUUGCUUUCAACAUAUUGCCCAACAAUCUUGUCUUCAUAUCUGUCCACGCAAUGAUGAAGGACUUUACAGUACUAACGUUUCUUGCCACUUGGUGCUUCACUGGCUUUCUACUUGCCUUGCAAUGGCUCGUGAGUGCUAGCAAUGAUGACAACGAAGAGUUCAGUUGGUAUGUCGUGGGCAAGUGGAUGCUCUGGAUUUGGUUUGGCCUAGACGGUGAAGGAAUUGAGGAGUCGGUGCGCUUUCACAUCAUCCUUGGUCCUGCGCUCAUGAUCGCCUUCGCGUUCCUUGGCAACACGCUCUUCUUGACCAUUCUCAUUGCAAUGCUCACCAACACCUUCUCCAAGAUUGUUGCCGACGAAACCGCUGAGAUUCAGUUCCGACGUGCUGUUUUGACUUUCGAGGGUGUCAAGAGCGACUCCAUCUUCUCCUAUCCUCCACCUUUCAACAUUCUCGCUCUCAUGACACUUUUGCCCCUCAAGCUUAUCACGUCAGCUCGGGUUUUCCACAUUGUCAACGUGGCUCUAAUCCGAACUCUCAACAUGCCCACUCUUCUUCUUAUUAGCUUUGUGGAGCGACGUCGUCUCUGGAUGCAGUCCAGACGCGCUGCCGGAAAGAGAUCCAAGUGGCAGUUCUCUUCCUUGUCGCCUCACAACGAUGUUCAAGCCGUCUUCAAGUCGGUUCCUCCCACCGAGAUAUCUGACAUAAUCGACCAGCUCGAUCCAUUGGGAGAUGUCCCAAUCCUAGAGGACGAUCUUAUGCCCACAAUGGCGGGCGACAACCCCCAGUCCAAGCUCAGAAGAUGGAGAAUGUUGCAGCGCGAGGGGCAUCGGCGAACAGAGAACAAUGAUGCGUGGAGCAGCUCAGCCAGCUUGAAAGAUGAAUAG